Naegleria gruberi is the source of this 582-nucleotide messenger RNA. RefSeq lists its product as uncharacterized. The record is from RefSeq and is a predicted model, not a curated record. The transcript has a single exon. Bases 1 to 582 code for a protein of 193 amino acids. NCBI's taxonomy places the organism in Eukaryota, Heterolobosea, Eutetramitea, Acrasida, Naegleriidae.
AUGAUGUUGAACAAUAACAAGUUCAAGUAUAACAAAUUUUCAAUUGUUGAUUUUUCAACAGCAACCAAUAAUAAUAAUGAUAAUCAUUCGACAAAUCAAAUACCAAAGAAGAGAGGAAGACCUUCAAAGAAGAAAUGCACUACAACAACUGGUGGUGCUGCUCAAAUGAUUGUCAGAUCGACAGAAUUAUUCAAUACACAACAACACACAUUUUCACCUUCCAAAUUACAACCCUAUGAAAAUGAAUUGAAACAAUUUUUCAAUGAAUUUUCACCAAUUUUGAACAAGAAAAGAAAAAUUGAAAAGAAGAAGAAACAUUGUCAAUCCAUUACAAAAUGUAAUAGAGAAAAUAAUAGAGAAACAUUGAGUGAAGAAACUAGAUCGAAUCAAUCCUUAUCAAAUUCAUCCAUUGAUUCCAUCACUCCACUUUUAACUUUCUCAACAAUAUCAUCCUCAACUAAUUCAAUCAAUAAUUCUGUAAUAUCACCAUUGCCACCAUCUUUAUCGUCCUCAUCAUUUGAUUUGCCAAUUAAGAGAAAAAUAAUAAGAACUUCAAUAUCAAUAAAAGAAUUAUUAAAUUAA